AUGCCACGCACCAUUGCAGCUCCCAAACGCUCGACAGCAGACAUGACAGACGCCCAACUCCAAGCAGUGUAUCAGCGUCUCAACAGUACCUUGAACCCAUUCAACCGCGUCUCUCAGGCCCUCACAGACAUCGGUGUAUUAUCCAUUGAAAGCUACCUCUCGAAAUCCAGUGGGUUGGAAGACCUUGACGUCGGCUUCCACCUGCAAGUGCCACAGGAAAGAGUAGCAUCUCCGCCGCGUGUUUCCCAGCCCCAACAGACAAUAAAACGCUCAUCAAGCCAAUCUCCACCGGUUCUGAAAGACGCUAGUGAUUCGGCGCCUGUCGCGCAGUUGAGUACCGUGCGUGGUGUACCGUCCAAGAGAGACUAUUCUCCCAUAACCGUGUUACACCAAACGUGCCAGCGGGCGUUUGGGACUUCCGUCAACUUUCUUACCUUUGAAUUUUUAGAAGACAAUCCGCAAUGCAAACAGUGCAUACUCACUAUCAAACGCCCCAAUGGCGCUUCACGAUCAUACAAGACCGAGGCCGUUUUCAAGAAACGGGCAGACGCGAAAUCUGAAGUUUGCGGGAUGGCUAUUGACAGGGGUGCUUUGGAUUUUAUCUUGACUGGGGAGUCGGAAGUGUUGAAGGCGAAGAAGGGCGAUGUGGAUGGGGAUUCUUUAUCGGGUGGUUUUGUGCCUGUGCUGCAAACCCUGCCCACACCAAAAGAAAGCGAGCCUGUGAAGAUCAUUGAGGAUUGUUGUGCGGAAUGGCGGGCGGGCAAGGUUAAACCGCAUUGGGUGUCGCUUGGUGAAUCGAAAGUAGGGCAUGGAGUGCGGAAUCGCUACGGUGCUGCCCUUCGAAUUUCCUUGACUCCACAUGCGUUUCGGGCAUAUUCGACUGGUUCUCUUUACGCUAGCAGACAAGAAGCGAAAGCUGUCUGCGCUAAGAUCGCUCUGGAAGAAGGCGUGCUAGAGUAUAUCAAACAUGGGAAUGGACAAACUGAGAGACCCAAAACGGAUAACGGGUCCGACUCUGUGAAGGAGGAAAACGUUACUCCAGAACCAGAAGCGGGGGCGUUGUCGCUUCAGGAGUUCUACGCAUCACUCCCGCAGCCGUUCCCUGAACCUGUUGGUGACAAAACUGCCUAUGAAAUCAAUGGUCCGGCAUGGCUCAAUACGGCCCUUCAAACCACGCGCGGAGCUCGGCUGAUGACCACCUUUACUUGGAUAACGAAUAGCUCACAGGGAGUUAAUGGCUGUUUGCUCCGAGUUGAUCGACCUGGGGAAUCAAAGACGUACAUCGUUGAUCCUCGAUUCGUCAAACGCGCGGAUGCCAAGUCGGCUGUGUGCCUUUUGGCUAUGUCUCAAGGCCUCGGAGACUACAUACGAUCUGUGAAGCAAGAAACGGAACAGAGGUUGUCUCCGGAGAGGAGGAAACUCGCUCAUGAUAAGGUCAUUCCUAGCCUAACAGCCGAGUGCAACAAAGUCCGGUGUGGCAAUCGGAUGGUCUUUGAUUUCGUGCAAGAAAGAGAUGCUUUUGGUUGUACUGUCAAGAUCGACAUAUCACCUUACGCAGACCAGCCUGAUGUGCGAGAAUAUUCCGUGGAAUCAAUGUAUAGAAACAAGGUCGAUUCGAAACUAGCGGCGGUCUGCGUUGCCGCGGAGCAGGGUGUCUAUGAGCUUCUUAAGUUCAGAGGAGGAGCGCAGCCGCCUCCUGGAUACCGAACGUUUUGGGAAGCUGUCAUUAAUAAAUCUGGUAAACGCAAGGGUCCUGACGGUGAUGCGGACACGGAGGAUCAUGAAAGGAAGAAACGUAGAAGAAACAAUCGCGGAAGUAUGGAGCAAGGUGAAGUUGUGGAUGCGGAGGUGGAGAUGGCUCCUGCCAAAGCCUCUGAGCUCGAGCCCUCGUCGCGGACACCUGCCACGAGCAGCAACAGCAUUAAAUUGGAGGGUUCUGUUGCCAAGGAUCCUUGGAAAGUUCCUCGUGGAUCGGUGACCACCGUUCCCACUUCAGCUCGUGGCUCUACGCCAACAGGUUCGACGAGUCAAGGUCGGUCUGACAACAGAAACGUAGGAGGUACUUCUGGAAAACCGGACGGACACCCUUCCCAUCCUGGCACAUCGCGGCGUCAUCCCAAACAACAGCAGCAGCAGCUACCCCCUCGUCCCGAGCCUCUUCCUUACGAUGGUCCCUACGCUGGGCCUGAGAAAAUGCAUGAUCGGACUCCACCUCCCCCCGCCCGUCACCCACCUGCAGCCCUAUAUGCAGCAGGUCCGUAUGGUGGACAUCAGGUACCUUACUCCUCUCCGCCUCCUGUGCACGGUCAUCCGUAUAUAGCUCCUCCCCCUUACUACGCAGCACUAACACUGCCUACCCCUUAUACCCACCCUCCCUACGGAUACUACCCGCAGCCGCUAGGCGCACCGCCGGGGAGCUACCCGAUGCACCCCGCUCCCCCAGCGGGCUAUGCUCCUGGGUACGCUCCUUCGGUUGGGCCCAUGCCAUCUCCAUCCAGCGCUGCGGGUCUAGCUGACCCUUAUUCUCUUGGCCCCCAUUCUCAGGUUUAUCCCGCGUAUGGGUCACCUCAAGCUCAUCCCCAAGGUCAUUUUCAUGAUAGGCAUAACCGGUCUAUGGGGAGAGGUUAUGAACGUCGUAGUCAGAAGGAAAGUCGGUUUGUUGGUGGAAAACGAGGCAGGUAUGCGGGUCAGCGUUUUUGA
This is a messenger RNA of Laccaria bicolor S238N-H82, 2700 nucleotides long. RefSeq lists its product as uncharacterized. The transcript has 5 exons. Gene Ontology annotation, biological process: mRNA 3'-end processing. The record is from RefSeq and is a predicted model, not a curated record. The coding region runs from base 1 to 2700 and encodes 899 amino acids. Gene Ontology annotation, cellular component: RNA polymerase II, holoenzyme. Gene Ontology annotation, molecular function: RNA polymerase II complex binding. NCBI's taxonomy places the organism in Eukaryota, Fungi, Basidiomycota, Agaricomycetes, Agaricales, Hydnangiaceae.